UAUUACAUAUUAAAAUAAUAAUAUUAAAAAUGAAAUUUAUAUUCACAGCUACCAAUUUAUAAAAGUGGUGUAACGCAUGUCACCGUGAGUUUAUUAACAAAAUUAUUUUUGUGUUAAGAGAAGAAGCUAUGGAAGCCCAGAGGGACAUCUCUGUUUUGAUUUUAAGGCGACUAUUUAUUUGCAGCGGUACAAACCCCCCACCGUGUUGCCCUGGAGAGUAUCUUCUCUGAUGAUGCUAUUUAUUAAACUCCAUAAUUUUACACGUUCUUAUGGUUUUUUGUUUGUUUGUUUUACAGUUUUUGUUGUUAGUACAGUAUAAGUCAAGUUGCGCUGAUAAAUUUCCAGGGUUUUGAAACAACAUGGCGGCGUCCACUGUAACCGUCACAGCCGUCAGAUGCUCAGCGAAGAUUCUGUUAAACUACGCAACCUAUUGUCCAAGGAGGACUUAUCGUUUGUCAACCAUUUUACUUAGAAAAGGUCACACCAGUGUCAUGACAUGCAGUUCAUCAGCAUCAUCGUGUUCAUCUCAACCUCCAGCAGCAGAUGUUUCUCCCUCUGCUGCAAUUAUUGGACACUAUGAUCGUCUUGUUCAUUGUGGUUCCUUGAGUGAAGAUUCUCAGCAAAGACAUGUCCUGCAACAGCUGGCCAAGUUGCAAUCGAUCCUGAAAAACUACAGUAAUUACAAGUAUCUUAGCUCCUUGGUUGACUUUGAAGAUGUCACCUGUCAAUCUCCAAAAGACGAAGACCUUUGUAUUACCAGAGAAGGGAACACAAGAGGAGACUUGGCUGCUGCAGCACUUGAGGAGGAGCUUCAUCCACCACCACCAAAAGGCUUCUAUAUAUAUGGAGAUGUUGGCACAGGGAAAACCAUGCUCAUGGAUCUGUUUUAUUCUCAUGUGGAAAACACUAAAAAAAAGAGAGUUCACUUCAACGGCUUCAUGCUGGACAUUCACCAAAGGAUCCAUCGCAGGAAACAAAAGCUGCCAAAAAGAAGGCUAGGGAACAUGUUCACCUAUGACCCCAUAUCGCCAGUUGCCAUGGAGAUCAGCAGCGAAACCUGCCUGUUGUGUUUUGACGAGUUUCAGGUGACUGACGUUGCUGAUGCUAUGAUCCUGAAGCAGCUGUUUAAGACCCUGUUCGAAACUGGAGUGGUGGUGGUGGCCACCUCCAACAGACCUCCUGACGAUCUGUACAAAAACGGACUUCAGAGGGAUACCUUCCUACCUUUCAUGGACAUGCUGAAGGAACACUGCUACACCAUCAGUCUGAACAAUGGGACUGACUACAGGAUGCUGGUUAAGACUCCAUCAGGGAAACUUUACUUCCUCACGGAGGAGCCUGGUGCCGAGGCUUUUAUGGACAACCUGUUUGAGGAGCUGGCUUUGACACAAAAAUGCACAGUAGGUCCUAAGGUCCUGUCAGUGCUGGGCAGAGAUGUGAUUCUGAAGAAGACCUCUGGCUCCAUAGCAGACUGUUCAUUUGAGGAGCUCUGUGUCAGACCCCUGGGGUCCAGUGACUACCUUGAGAUUGCUCGGUUCUUUGACACCGUGUUCAUUCGCCACGUGCCGGUGCUGACAGUGACAGUGAAGGACCAGGCCAGACGCUUCAUCAACCUCAUAGACAACUUCUACGACAAAAAGGUGAGAGUGGUGCUGCUGGCAGCUGCUCCUCUACAGAGACUCUUCCUUCACUCUGGAGGUGAAGACCAGAGGGACCGACAGCUGCUGGAUGACCUGGGCCUCAGUGAGGAGGCAGCAGAGCGUCUGACUCUGUUCACAGCUGAGGAGGAGAUCUUUGCCUUCCAGAGGACUGUGUCCAGACUAGUGGAGAUGCAAACAGAAGCAUACUGGAUGGAGGGAGACCACCGUCGUCGUCGCUCAAAUCACACAUCAACACUUGACAUCUAAUCCUGACUGUUGGGAUAAUUACACACCUUCACACAACGCUGUACUUCACUAACUACUGACGCUGCACACGUCAAAUCUGCUGUUUAGCAGAAAACAGGAAAGAACAAGUCUACUCUGGGGAACAAGCUAUAAUUUACUCUAUUAUUAUACUAAUAUUUUCCAGAAAGGACUGGUGCCCACACAUGUUAAAAAUCUAAAUACUCAAUUCUAUUCCUUGUAUCUGUUUGGUCUUUUAUGCCUGGAUACAUUCAUUAUAUAUAGUAUAAGAAACUUAUAUUUCAAAGUUUAACGGGUGAUUAUAUCAAGGGUUAUUAGGCGGUGUUUCCUAACAGUUGUCUACCGCCCUCCUGCGGUCAUUGCAAGAGGAGAAAAUGUUAUUGAAGCUGCUUUUGUUAUUAAUAUAUAUAAUAUAAAUAUAAUAUAAAUUGUCCGAGGUUAUUCACUUUGAUGGACAGACAUUAGAAGGAAUUGGACACGUAGUGGAUAACAUCAAAGUAGAAGGACUUAAAUGAAAUCUGUAACUUGGAACUGUAUCAGCAGGUGUCUUUCUUGAAACAAUACUCAACCUAAUGGAUUGUCAGCUGUUGCAUCGUCUACCAUUUGAUAUUGUCCCAACUAGGAUAAGACAUUCAUUUAUGAGACAAUUAAUUGAUUGUUUUUUACAGUAGCCUGCACAGUAGUGAUAUAUAAAUCAUCCAAUAAUAAAAAUAACAAUA
This is a messenger RNA of Cynoglossus semilaevis (tongue sole), 2623 nucleotides long. It is a transcript of the gene afg1lb, whose product is annotated as AFG1 like ATPase b. The coding region runs from base 360 to 1907 and encodes 515 amino acids. The transcript is spliced from 13 exons. Gene Ontology annotation, molecular function: ATP binding; ATP hydrolysis activity. The record is from RefSeq and is a predicted model, not a curated record. Gene Ontology annotation, cellular component: cytoplasm; mitochondrion. Lineage: Eukaryota; Metazoa; Chordata; Actinopteri; Pleuronectiformes; Cynoglossidae.